GCUCAGACUGCGACCACAUGCCAAAUGUUACAGUCAUUGCAAAAGAAAACCUGCUCUUUGCAAAAGAGGAGACCUUUUCUGGAAGAGAAAAGUAAUUUCAUGCAUUUAUUCACAAAUUAAAAACAAAACUACAAGAACGUCAUGUAGGUUGAGAAGAAUCGUGGGAGUAUUUUCAAAUACUUAACGUUACAGAACACCUGAGAGGAAUAUAUAUGCUUCCUCUUCACAAAUAGAGCAAUCGACCACAGAAAACGAAAGUGCAGGCAGUGGACAGCAUGACAAGCUCACAUACAAUGCAAUAUAUCGGACUUCUACUACUUGCAGCAAUUCUCCUGCAAACAAUCGCCGUUGCUGUAACUUUUAUAUACUUCAGUAACGUCUUAACAACGAUGAAAGAAACAUUUUCAAAGAGCAGCGUUUCAUGUUUGAUGCGCGCCAACCUCAGGACGAUUAAGGGUCUGGAUACGGGUUCCACUGAGGGAAAAGACGACCCCUGCUGGCAAGUUACGCAACAGCUCCAUUUUCUCAUUGAAAAGUCAAUGUCCAAUCGCUACCAGAAGGAAAUCUCUUCAGCAAUUAAAGAUGAAGUAUCUCGAGUUUUGCCCUCUUUGGUGAUCCAAGACCAGGAUGCCCCUCCUCGUCCCAAGAUUGCAGCUCAUGUCACAGGCAGCUAUAUACCAGAGGCAGACAAAGAUGGAAGAGGUCCAUCAAAUAGGAAGGUCUUGGGCCAAAAGAUCCAAUCAUGGGAGUCCGAAAAGGGCUUAGCUUUCCUCCAGAACGUGCAGCUGAGUGACGGGGAGCUGGUGGUGCCACAGCCUGGUCUUUACUACAUUUACUCGCAGACCUAUUUCAGACACACGUUAACCGAGGAGGAGGAGAACGAGGAGGAGGACGAAGGUGCUGGAGAAGACACAAUCAGAGGAAGGCCGAUGUUACAGUACGUUUAUAAAAAAGUGGGCUCUUACCCUGUGCCCAUCCUCCUGAUGAAGAACGCUAGGACCACCUGCUGGUCACGUGACGCAGAAUAUGGAUUAUAUUCCAUCUACCAGGCGGGGCUGUUUCAGCUUGGUGCUGGGGACAGAGUAUUCGUGACCGUCAGCAACGUGAGCACAAUUGACAUGGAUGAGAAGUCAAGUUUCUUCGGUGCUUUUUUGGUGAGCUAGACGGAGCGAGGGAAAGAGGUGGUCACGUAAAUUUUUUUUUUGGACAGAAUGGUUUGAGCUCCUCUCUGUGAGAUAUCAGGUGACAGGACUGACUGGACAACCUGCUUAGCGUGAGCUCCCUUUGAAAAGCAGCAGAUCUUUGAGACAUCCACACACACGUGUACUGAAAUACACUGUUUCAAGCCAAGCAGUUCACCUUGAACGACGGCAUCUCUGUAAGGUGACAGUGUUUGGCACACAUUUGCUAGGCCUCUGAAUCACAUCACACAUAGAUUCUGUGGCACAGCCUCUUUGGGUCGGUGCGAGGGGUCCUCUUUGAAACCAAGAGGUGCAGUUCAUCGCAUCUGUUCUGAAGGUGAUGGAAACGAAGGGCUUGCCAAGUAAUUUGGGAGCCAGCUGAUCUGGUCACUGCACAGUCCAGAUGGUGUGUCUGGUUGGAAAAGGGGCUGGUUCUCCACUGCUGUGUGGAGGAGUUAAAGUCAUUUUUAGGGACAUUGAGGAGGGGUGAAGCUGGAUUUCAUAUUUCCCAGUGAAAAUGUACUUGGAAUAUGGUUAUUUCUGGAUUGUCAAAAAAUGGUUCCAGGACAAUGUUUGAAUUGCCUUUUCCAAUUGGUUUUGUGUAAAAAUAUAAAGCCAGAGAUACAGUAGUGCAUGCUGUUCAUUCAGUUGUGUAAACACAAUGCACGUAUUUGUACUUAAAAAGUGAACUGCAUUUUAUAAAGUUUUAUUUUUUCACUGAACAGUAGGAUUAGGUUUGGUUAUAGCCUUUAGAAAUAGGACAAUUGUACCAGUUACCAGAUCACAGGAGCAGGAAAAUAAUUCUUGUAGAAACUUGAAUUUUUUUCUUUUUUUCCACUGUGAAGUAUUUUUGUGUGGGUAAGACAGACUUGGUUUAUAAUUGCUUUCAGUUUGAUAGCAAUGAAUUGAGUAAGCCUUUGACCUACAUAAAGGGAAAAUUUGAAUAAAUACGUUGUGUUUUUAACUAUCUUCUCAUUCAUAUAUCUUCUUAAAUGUCUUAUUUCCACUGAACCACUCAUUUUGAAUUCUUCUACAUGGAUGUUAGAAUUACAUUGUAAAUGAUUUCCUUACUGCUUAUGUAAAUGAACCAUUCUUUAGCAAUACUUCAAAAGCAUAUAGUCUACAUA
Molecule: messenger RNA, 2308 nt
Organism: Chanos chanos (milkfish)
Lineage: Eukaryota; Metazoa; Chordata; Actinopteri; Gonorynchiformes; Chanidae
Gene: tnfsf10
Product: TNF superfamily member 10
Exons: 6
Coding region: 276-1163 (295 amino acids)
Biological process (GO): immune response
Cellular component (GO): membrane
Molecular function (GO): tumor necrosis factor receptor binding
Source: RefSeq, a predicted model, not a curated record